UGGAGUUUUACGUAAUGAAAACAGGAAGUGUGAUUCGUGCACUUUAGCACCCGCGCAGAAGCUCUCCGUUAAAACUGGGAAAUUGACAGUAACGCGGAGACUGCAGUAAAAUACUGUAUGAUCUUCAUCUCUGAGACUGUGAGGAGCGCGUGCAUGUGUCGGUGAUGUCAGACUGUGAGCCGCUCAACAAGCGCUGGAGGACUGAAGAUGCAAAAAAAACACAGCAAUCAGCUCCUCCGUGCUUGGAUCAUCCUGAAGCUCCAGCUGAGCUCCAGAGGAACCCACCGAAGAGAUGCAGCCGGACUCUGGAUGACUGGCUGCUGAAGAAGCCCGCAGUGACCCAGAGGAGCUCUCAUCAUCAUCAUCAUCAUCAUCAUCAUACCGAACCUGAGGGGUCCGAGGAGAAUUCACGGAAGCAGAAGUGUCCGGAGAGCACGUUAACCUCGGAGAAGAACUCCGUGACCGAACCCAGACGAACCGGUUCUGCUCCGAACACAGGGACGCGCAGAAUCACAAACUUCUUCACUGAAGCUCCAGGGAAAGUCGCGUGCAGAAGGGCAGCAGCUGCAGCAGGGGCUGAUGGGAAGGCGUUCAGCGGUGAUGUCACUGGGCUGGGUGUUUCUGACAGUGACCUGCGGAGGGCACCGGCGUGCAGCGGCCCGUUACCUGCCCUGAAACCCUCCGACAGCCACACGGUCCUGAUCCAGACUGAUCUGUUGCAGUCCGGUGAAGCUCCAGAGCCACAUCCAUCUCCAGAUCAGCUGCAGGACCGCUGGGACGACACACACGUCAAACUACCCUGCUCCACACACAACCUGUUCCCCACGGACCGCACGGUGACACACACACACACACACACACACACACACACACACACACACGUCAAACUACUCUGCUCCACACACAACCUGUUCCCCACGGACCGCACGACCGUCCAGAGCCGAUGGGAUUUGAUCUAUAAAGCGCUGAGUGUCCCGUUCAGCUCUGCUCAUGAUGUGAAGGAUGCCAUAUUGAAAUAUAAUACGGGUCAAGCGAAGGGAUGGAGCUUCACAGCACUGCAUGUGUACUGUAAGGCGUCUGAAGCUCAGCAGAUGUUUGGAGAGCUGCUUCCAGAGAUGGCCCAGCUGGCACUGAGAGCACCACGCCUCCUCACACAGCCGAUCCCGCUGUUGAGGACGCAGUGCUGUCGAUCCCUCACGCUGUCUCAGGAACAGGUCUCCUGUCUGCUGGCAAACGCUUUCUUCUGCACCUUUCCUCGACGAAACUCUCAAAGGACGGAGUUCAGCAACUAUCCUGACAUCAACUUCAGCAGGUUGUUUGAAGGUUCAUCUCAGAGUAAGCAAGAGAAACUCAAAACGCUCCUGUGGUACUUUAGACGGAUCACGCAGCAGAGGCCGACCGGUCUCAUAACAUACACCAGACAGUGUCUGCAGCGUUUGCCCUCGUGGUCCAGCUCAGAAAAGCAGUUCAGCAAGCUCCGCAUCAGCUGUGAGGGAACCAUAGAAGAGCAGGGCUACGGCAUGCUGCAGGUAGACUUUGCCAACCGGUUCGUUGGGGGGGGGGUGACUGGUUCUGGUCUGGUUCAGGAGGAAAUCCGUUUCCUGAUAAACCCGGAGCUCAUCGCGGCUCGGCUCUUCACUGAAGCACUGGAGGAUAACGAGUGUCUGAUCAUCACAGGUACAGAGCAGUUCAGCAGAUACUCGGGAUACUCCGAUACCUACCGAUGGGAUGGUAACCAUGACGACCAGAUGCCGAGGGACGAGUGGCAGCGCAGAUGCACCGAGAUCGUGGCUAUAGACGCCCUGCAGUACAGAAACUUCCUGGAGCAGUUUCUCCCUGAAAACAUGAGCAGAGAACUCAACAAGGCCUUCUGUGGGUUUGUUCGUCCUGGAGUCCAGACGGAGAAUCUGUCCACCAUCGCGACGGGGAACUGGGGCUGUGGAGCUUUCGGUGGAGACACGCGUCUGAAAGCUGUGCUGCAGAUGAUGGCGGCUGCGGAGGCGGAGCGUGAUCUGAUGUACUUCACGUUUGGUGACGCAGAUCUGCUCAGAGACGUCCAUCACAUACACACACUGAUCACAGACACACACGCCACCGUAGGAUCCGUGUUCAGGUUGCUGCUGCAGUAUUAUGAGUGUGUGUGUAAGAAAACUACAAGAGGCAAACCUCAGGAAACACUUUACUGCUUCCUCUCUGAGCGCCUGUGACCUCUGACCCCAGCAGGGCUGUUUUCUGCACUCAGACUUCACUGUAUGUGCCUCAAUAAAGCUGUUUUAUAUGUCUGUCA
This is a messenger RNA of Carassius carassius (crucian carp), 2287 nucleotides long. Its product is annotated as poly(ADP-ribose) glycohydrolase-like. Gene Ontology annotation, molecular function: poly(ADP-ribose) glycohydrolase activity. The coding region runs from base 165 to 2207 and encodes 680 amino acids. NCBI's taxonomy places the organism in Eukaryota, Metazoa, Chordata, Actinopteri, Cypriniformes, Cyprinidae. The record is from RefSeq and is a predicted model, not a curated record. Gene Ontology annotation, cellular component: cytoplasm; nucleus. The transcript is spliced from 18 exons. Gene Ontology annotation, biological process: regulation of DNA repair; carbohydrate metabolic process; ATP generation from poly-ADP-D-ribose.